CCAGAAAGGUCUUUCCGGUUGACGAAACGUCCCAAGAUGGCGGUGCAAAUAUCUAAGAAGAGGAAGUUUGUUGCUGAUGGCAUCUUCAAAGCAGAACUGAAUGAGUUCCUCACCAGAGAGUUGGCUGAGGAUGGAUACUCUGGUGUGGAGGUUCGUGUCACCCCAACCAGGACUGAAAUUAUCAUCCUGGCUACCAGGACACAAAACGUGCUUGGUGAGAAGGGCCGUCGUAUUCGUGAACUGACCGCAGUGGUCCAGAAGAGGUUUGGCUUCCCAGAGGGCAGUGUCGAGCUGUACGCUGAGAAGGUGGCAACUCGUGGUCUGUGUGCCAUUGCUCAGGCAGAGUCUCUGCGCUACAAGCUCCUUGGAGGUCUGGCUGUCCGCAGAGCCUGCUAUGGUGUCCUGCGUUUCAUCAUGGAGAGUGGGUCCAAGGGUUGCGAGGUGGUGGUCUCUGGAAAGCUCCGGGGCCAGAGAGCCAAGUCCAUGAAAUUUGUGGACGGCCUCAUGAUUCACAGCGGAGACCCAGUUAACUACUACGUUGACACUGCUGUUCGCCAUGUGUUGCUGCGUCAAGGUGUGCUGGGGAUCAAGGUGAAGAUCAUGCUGCCUUGGGAUCCCAGCGGUAAGAUUGGUCCCAAAAAGCCUCUCCCCGACCAUGUGAGCAUCGUGGAACCCAAGGACGAGCAGGUCCCUUCUACACCCAUCUCUGAGCAGAAGGGAACCAAGCCGGAAGCUGCUGCCGUCGCACCUGCCACACCCGUCCCUACAGCGUAACAAUGAGGGAUCCCAAACCAGCAUUAAACGUUUUCAAUGUCAUCAUAGGGAAAUGUUCCAAAUGCUUUUUUAAGUAUUUGUUGAGAGAAACAAAUAAAAUAUUUCAUCUUUCCAA
This is a messenger RNA of Esox lucius (northern pike), 889 nucleotides long. RefSeq names its product 40S ribosomal protein S3-like. Gene Ontology annotation, cellular component: nucleus; cytosolic small ribosomal subunit. Bases 37 to 774 code for a protein of 245 amino acids. Gene Ontology annotation, molecular function: structural constituent of ribosome; RNA binding. Gene Ontology annotation, biological process: positive regulation of apoptotic signaling pathway; translation. The record is from RefSeq and is a predicted model, not a curated record. Lineage: Eukaryota; Metazoa; Chordata; Actinopteri; Esociformes; Esocidae. The transcript is spliced from 7 exons.